Messenger RNA from Canariomyces notabilis, 394 nucleotides. RefSeq lists its product as uncharacterized. The transcript has a single exon. The record is from RefSeq and is a predicted model, not a curated record. Lineage: Eukaryota; Fungi; Ascomycota; Sordariomycetes; Sordariales; Chaetomiaceae. The coding region runs from base 8 to 223 and encodes 71 amino acids.
CACGAAUAUGCAUAAUAGGUGCCAGAUUCCUGGUGCUGCUGUCAUCACACCUGGGCAUUUCGCUGCCGUCUCUUGUCAGAUAGCGUACGUAACCCAGAGUGCGAAGGCCAACUCGGACGUCCUCUUCAGUCACACCGCAUCUCUUAUUCCCAGUGUUCCCUCCUGCUGUGCCCCGCUUAGCUCAGCCGGUUUGCUGCAUCGCGUACCGGGAGUCGCCUGUUGAGGCAAUUGUGAAGACAAGGAAAAGUACCGCACAUUUGCUGGCCCCGCGUACAAUGGGUAUCUUAUGGUUCUUAUCUGCGAUUCCUGAAGUUCACCGGCAUGUAAUUGAGGUUUGCCUUACUACUAGAACAAGGCAGAGAAAGGUACAGUACACGUGUAAGGGACAGAGCUC